Molecule: messenger RNA, 1212 nt
Organism: Eucalyptus grandis
Lineage: Eukaryota; Viridiplantae; Streptophyta; Magnoliopsida; Myrtales; Myrtaceae
Product: cytochrome b-c1 complex subunit Rieske-4, mitochondrial-like
Exons: 2
Coding region: 165-989 (274 amino acids)
Biological process (GO): mitochondrial electron transport, ubiquinol to cytochrome c
Cellular component (GO): membrane
Molecular function (GO): quinol-cytochrome-c reductase activity; 2 iron, 2 sulfur cluster binding
Source: RefSeq, a predicted model, not a curated record
GACAUCCGGCUUCUCCCCGCACCGCAUGCAGCACCGUCUUGCUUUCUGCAGAACAAGAACAGGGUGGAGGAAAUCUUUCCGGAUCGAUCGUCCCCCCCCUCUCUCUAAUCGAAAGCGGCGCGAGGUGUUUGGCAUUCGAACGUCGCCAGAAAGGUCGCGCGAGGAUGUGGAAGGCUGCAGCGGCCCCGAGGCGGCUCUCUCUUCUCUCCCCUCUCCGGAGGCCGAGCAGUUUCCCCACGGCCGCCGUCCCCGCCGCGGCGAAAGAUCCCGGCUUGUCGCCGCUCGUCUUCUCCGGAUACUUCUCGAGUAAACCUCCGUUUCGCCUUAUGGGGAGAGGCCUCGCCUCCAGAGCGCUCGCGGCGCGUGGCGAAAGCAUCGCCGUGGCGGACGGCGAGCCCCCGGUCGCGGCCGCCAUCAAGAACCCCACCCCGAGGAUAGUCUACGACGAGUACAACCACGAGCGCUUGCCUCCCGGGUCGCCGAGCAAGCGCGCCUUCGCCUACUUCGUCCUGGUCCUGGGGCGAUUCGCCUACGCGUCCGCCGUCCGCCUGCUCAUCGUCAAGCUGGUCCUGAGCAUGUCGGCCACCAGGGACGUGCUCGCCAUGGCGUCGCUCGAGGUCGACCUGUCGAGCAUCGAGCCGGGCAGCACCGUGACCGUCAAGUGGCGCGGGAAGCCCGUCUUCAUCCGGCGCCGGACGGAGGAGGAGAUCGAGCGGGCGAGCCGCGAGGACUGGACCUCGCUCCGGGAUCCCCAGCCAGACUCCGCGCGAGUCCAGGACCCGGAGUGGCUCGUGGUCGUGGGCGUGUGCACGCACCUCGGCUGCAUCCCGCUGCCGAACGCCGGCGACUACGGCGGGUGGUUCUGCCCGUGCCACGGCUCGCACUACGACAUCUCGGGCCGGGCCCGGAAGGGCCCCGCGCCGCUCAAUCUGGAGGUGCCGGUUUACGCCUUCCUCGACGAGAGGCGGCUGCUGAUCGGUUCUCAAUGAGUUAAUCUUUAGGACGACGGUAUACCUAAUAUAGAUCUGAAUAAUUUGGUUGUUGAACUUCGUAGCUUUGUGAUGAUGAUGACAUUAUGAUGGAAAGCGUACUUGAUAUUGAUGUUCGAUCCUAUGCAUUUCAUGUCACGAUCCUAAGAGGAAAAGACAUUCCGACAAUGUAGAAAUUGCGACAACAGAUGCUUCUUUCCAUAACUUGGAGGGUCUACACAGG